CAAUUGUCAUUCGAAAGUGUUACGAGUCUCGUGUCCUAAAAAGCAUUGUUCUACUGGUUGAUCUCAUUCAUCAUAUUUUCAUCAAGACACGUAAACACUUUCCACAGUAUACGUCAAACAUGUACAACUCUUCUUGUUAGACAAGAGACUGUAAUCACAACAUCAUCGUUAUAAACAUGUUACAUGUUACCUUUGUUGCAUAUAUAGAACACUUGCUUUCUAUAGGCUGGUCAACAUCGAUUCUUGGAUUUUGAAAUGGGUGGUACUUCUUCACCUUGUGCUUCCUGCAAGUUGUUGAGGCGCCGUUGCUCUCCGGAUUGCAUCUUUGCUCCUUAUUUUCCAUCAAACGAUCUCUGCAAGUUUGCCAUUGUGCACAAGGUCUUUGGCUGCAGCAAUAUCACCAAAAUAUUAAAGAAUGUUCCCGUUGAGCAAAGAGGAGAUGCUGUGAGGAGUUUAGUUUAUGAAGCAAAUGCACGAAUUAUAAACCCUGUUUAUGGUUGUGUUGGAAUCAUAUCUAAGCUAGAAACUCAAGUUUCUGAGUUACAAAUGCAGCUUGCAGUAGUUGAGGAAGAAAUUCUCAGCAUAAAAAUGCAGCAAGAAUUUAUCUUCACCAAUGGUAGUACAUAACCACGACGAUGCUCUUUUCUCUCUUCUGUGACAAUACUUAUAUCUACGAACUUUUUUCUCAUUUUAUGUCAUACCUUCGUUGUAUCUGAAGAGACUCAAAGCCUUUAUGGACUUAAAAUUCAUUUUGCUCCUUUUUCACUCGUAUU
Vigna radiata var. radiata (mung bean) is the source of this 773-nucleotide messenger RNA. Its product is annotated as LOB domain-containing protein 12. The coding region runs from base 256 to 627 and encodes 123 amino acids. The record is from RefSeq and is a predicted model, not a curated record. The transcript has 2 exons. NCBI's taxonomy places the organism in Eukaryota, Viridiplantae, Streptophyta, Magnoliopsida, Fabales, Fabaceae.